This is a messenger RNA of Lates calcarifer (barramundi perch), 1335 nucleotides long. RefSeq names its product bublin coiled coil protein (gene bbln). The record is from RefSeq and is a predicted model, not a curated record. Lineage: Eukaryota; Metazoa; Chordata; Actinopteri; Centropomidae. The transcript has 2 exons. The coding region runs from base 290 to 625 and encodes 111 amino acids.
UCAUUGCUUCCGUAAACAAACGUCUGACGUCUGGAGAUGACAGGCAGGUCAAACUAAUAGCCGCAGCUGCUAUCAUCUACGGAGAUUUCCUCCUGGGAUCUGUAGGAUUACAGAAACCGUCUGAAAAUAAGGUUAAAGUAAACUGUUAUUAUUGCACCUGGUCUUAUCUCUGCUGAGUUCGAACUGUUUCUCGCAGAGUCCUUUGCUAACACUAGUUAGCUGGCAGCCCAGCUAGCUUGACAGAAAAGAAAGUAACUGUUUCAAAGUAACAAACGUCAGUAUUUGAAUAAUGUCUGGACCAAAUGGAGAUCCAAACAUCUCUAUGGACGAUGGUAUCAUAAACGACGAAGACGAAUUCGGCGAAGAAGAAUACGCUGCCAUCAACUCCAUGCUAGAUCAGAUCAACUCCUAUCUCGAUGACCUGGAGGAGCGCAAUGAUGCACUCAAUGGCAAACUGCACGAACUACUGGAGUCCAAUCGGCAGGCCCGACUGGAGUUCAGGGCCCAGCUGCUCGGCUCCCAAAACCAGGAGGAGCAUCAUCCAGCAGACGGGGACUCCUCGUCCAGCAAGGAGGACCCGAAUGAGGACAGUGGGGGCUCACAAAUGAGUGAGAAGAGCGAGUAGAUGGAGAGGACUGGGUUCAGAUGAGUCCAGGGAUAGAAAUAUUUAUGAAAGUUCACUCAACUUCUGACCUCUUGUUUUUUUGGACUAGUGACCCCUGAUCUGUGUAGUCCAUGCCUGUCUGACUCCUUUGUGAAUUUAUACCCUCAUCAGCAGACGUGUGUACCACAGUGAUAUUUUUGCAUCUCCUCCAUCACUGAAUGCAGUGCAGUUUUUUCUCCUGUAUUGAACUGUGAUGUGCUGGUGUUUGGUUCCUGAGUAGACUGGAGUUUAUCGACGUCCAGCAGCUUCUCAUACAAGUUGGACAUCGCAAUUACUUUGCACUACUCAGUUGCAGACAUGCUGAAUUCAAAGUCAAAUGUGUUUUCAUGUAAAAAGCUGCCUCCCUCUGAGUAGCAUUCAGGUUCAUGUGGGACGCCAUGAGGGCAAUUCUUAAAGCCAGGAACAUAUCAGAAAGGUAAUUUUUAAAGGUGUCGUGUUAAUCUUGUCAACCAGUGCUCAAACUAUAGGAUCCCGCUAAUGUCCAUGGUAGGCUACACUGUAUGUUGUACAGACUCUUCACAAGCUUAUAAGUCAGUAUUCAUGAUCAGUCAGUUGCGUGUUUCUGGCUUUAGAGAAAGUAUCCACCGAGUGUCAACAUCAGGUUUGUAAUAUCUGUGCAAUCUCUAGAAUUACAAAAUGUGUUGUCCCAAAACAUUAAAUAUGCAACAUUC